Molecule: messenger RNA, 3899 nt
Organism: Danio rerio (zebrafish)
Lineage: Eukaryota; Metazoa; Chordata; Actinopteri; Cypriniformes; Danionidae
Source: RefSeq, a predicted model, not a curated record
ACGGCUCGGGAGGAGGGAUGGAGAGUGUGAGUGCGAGCGCUCGCAUCCUAAUCUUCCUGUUCAGCAUCUCUGUGGCUGUCUGGAUGAUCCCUCUCUCUCUUCUCCAUGUUUAAACUCAGGCCGGAUACUCCGUCUUUUUGGGAGACUUUACUUUUUUCUUAAACAGAGGGACUAAUUUGAUGCCAAGUCAGCAUAAUUUCGACGGCUCAGCAUGUGGCCCAUUGAGAGCGCCAAAAAUCAAAGGUGAUUAAAAGUGUCCAACAGCCAUCCUUACAGCCACACUCAAGAGACCCAUUGCUGACUGGAGGUUCUUCAGCUUGAUUUCUUUAGCAGUAAACACGCAAGCAGAUCAAACACGUACCAAAGCAGCUACGGAUUAUGCACAUAUAGGCUCCGACUUGAAAUUUAGCUAAGAACAUCUCUGAAACCAUGGCGGACCCAUACCAAAACAACAUUUACCACCAGGGAGAUGGAGACAGUUAUGGGACGUAUGGACAGGGAGGACAGGACGGCUACGGGUAUCAAACCGACUACCCUCCCCAAGAAGAAGACGCUGCCAGUGAUGCUACUGAAGGACACGAUGAAGAUGAUCAAAUGUAUGAAGGGGAAUAUCAGGGUAUCCCACAUCCAGAUGAGGUCAAGGCUGCUCGGAGGGCGGCGAGAGCGAAAGCAAGGACCCCGACGGACACCGUGUCGGAACUCGAGGAGCUUGCCGAACAAUACGAGGACAUCAUGGAGGACUGUGGACAUGGGAAGUUCCAGUGGACCCUGUUUGUGGUGUUGGGUCUGGCGCUCAUGGCAGACAGUGUCGAGUGCUUUGUAGUGGCUUUGGUUCUACCCAGUGCUGAGAAAGACAUGUGUUUGUCCCACGCUGAGAAGGGAAUGCUGGGUUUGAUAGUGUUUCUGGGAAUGAUGUUCGGAGCGUUUAUUUGGGGUGGUCUGGCUGAUAAAGUAGGUCGACGGAAAUGUCUGAUCAUCGUCUUGGCCAUGAACUGCAUCUCUGCCUUCUUCUCCUCGUUCGCCCAGGGAUACGGUUUCUUCCUCUUCUUCAGGCUGUUUUCUGGAAUAGGGAUCGGUGGCUCCGUCCCAAUCGUGUACUCGUACUUCUCGGAAUUCCUGCAAAUGGAUAAGAGAGGAGAACAUCUCAGCUGGCUCUGCAUGUUUUGGAUGAUGGGUGGCAUCUACGCCUCCUUCACUGCAUGGGGCAUCAUUCCACGAUACGGCUGGGGUUUCAGUAUGGGCACAGAGUUCCAGUUCCACAGCUGGCGGGUGUUUGUGCUGGUUUGUGCUCUCCCAGCUAUAGCAGCUUUUGUUGGACUAAUGUUCAUGCCUGAGAGCCCACGCUUCCUGCUAGAGAAUGCUAAACAUGAUGAAGCCUGGAUGAUCCUUAAACAGGUUCAUGAUACCAACUGGAGAGCCAAAGGACAACCAGAAAAAGUCUUUACUGUAACUCAAAUCAGGACUCCAAAGACCCAAGAGGAUGAGUUCAUUGAGAUUCAGACUGCAACUGGAACUGCUUUCCAAAGAUGGGUGGUUCGAACUUUAACACUGACCAAGCUGGUCAUCAAAAAUGUUUUGUCUCUCUUUGGUCGUGAGCUAAGACUCGCUACUCUACUGAUGGCCAUCAUAUGGUUCACUAUGGCAUUUAGCUACUAUGGGCUUUCGGUAUGGUUUCCUGACAUGAUCAAACACCUCCAGCAUGAGGAAUAUGAAUCCAAAGUGAAAGUGUUCCAUCGGGAAAAGGUGGAGCAGUUUCAUUUCAACUUCUCUUUGGAAAACCAAGUACAUAAAGAAGGGGAAUACAUCAACGACAAGUUCAUCAACAUUGAGAUGAAGUCUGUGAAAUUUGAAGACUCCUUAUUUGUUGAUUGCUUCUUUGAAAACGUCCGAUCAACGGAAACGAUGUUUGAAAACUGCACCAUCCGCAGUACUGUUUUUUACGACACAGACUUGUAUGAAGAAAAGUUCAUUGACUGUACUAUGGAGAACGUCACUUUCCUCCACAACAAGAAGGGAUGCCAUUUAGACUACGAGGAGGACAACGACGUCCUCAUCUACUUGGUCAGCUUCUUGGGCAGCUUAGCCGUGUUGCCUGGAAAUAUUAUUUCGGCACUCUUCAUGGAUAAGAUUGGACGAAUCAAGAUUAUAGGUGGUUCGAUGCUUGUUUCUGCGGGAUGCACCUUUUUUCUGUUCUUGAGCUUCAGUCAAGCCGCCAUCAUUGCCUGGCAGUGUCUAUUUUAUGGUGUUAGCGUAGCAGCCUGGAAUGGCAUUCAGGUCAUCACUGUGGAACUCUACCCAGCUUCUAAAAGAGCCACAGCGUUCGGAUUCUUAAACGCCAUGUGUAAGCUGGCGGCCAUUCUGGGAAGCUCAAUCUUCGCCUCAUUCAUAGGCAUUACCAAAGUCAUCCCCAUUCUGCUGUCAUUCGCUGCUCUGGUCAGUGGCGGAGUGCUGGCCCUGAAACUGCCCGAGACCAGAGAGAAGGUCUUAAUGUGAAAAUCUGAAGCUCAAAGUGUAUGACUAUUAGUGUGAAGAUAACAACUGCUGGCAUGAGUAAAAUUGGGUGUGUUGAAAAAAAAGACUAAAUUACUAACAAUAUCCCAAGGACCAAAUGAUGGCUCUACCCCUAGUCAACUAUGUAUCCAUAUGCCUGAUAUUUCAUAUACAUGCCUAUUCGGGGACACAAAAAAACAUCUGGACCACUUACAUACAGUUGAAGACAAAAAUAUUAGCCCUUCUGUGAAUUUCUUUCCUUUUUCAAAUAGUUAUCAAAUGAUGUUUAACAGAGCAAGGAAUUUUUCACAGUAUUUCCGAUAAUUUUUUUUCUUCUGGAGAAAAUAUUUUUAUUUUUUAUUUUAGCAAGAAUAAUUUUUUUAAACCAUUUUAAGGUCAAUAUUAUUAGCUCCCUUAAGCAAUAUUUUUUCAAUUGCCAACAGAACAAAUUAUCAAUAUACAAUGACCUGCCUAAUUAUCCCAACUUGCCUAAUUAACCUAAUUAAGCCUUUAAAUUGCACUUUAAGCUGAAUACUAGCAUCUUGAAAAAUAUCUAGUAAAAUAUUAUUUACUGUCAUCAUGGCAAAGAUAAAAUAUAUCAGUUAUUAAAAAUGAGUUAUUAAAACUAUUAUGUCUAGAAAUGUGUCUUCUUUUCAUUAAACAGAAGGAGGACUUAUUAAAUAAUUCAGGAGGGCUAAUAAUCCUGACUUCAACUGUACAUAGAUUCAGAGAAAUCUAUAGAGCAAAACUCUUCAGUAUAAACAAAAAUAGUCACAAUUUUGUUUGGAUGGGGUAUCAAGAAUCAUGAAAGUCUCAAUCCUGUGCCAUUUCUUGAUUAAAAAAUCUAUAUAAAAUUCAGGUACUGUCGAAGAUUUUCUUUUUAUUUUAUUCUAUAGCUUGUAAUUUUGCUACCGUCUCACCCUCUGCCUUUGCUUAAGAAAUAUCCUCCGCUAAAAAAAAAGGUGUAUUUUUGUCCCUACUUUUUGUCAAGAGAUUGAUCUUAAUGUGUUGCUGUAUGUUCGGAUACUCAGUGGCGAAUGUGCACUUGUGCGGAAACCAUUAUGUGUGCUUCCUCCGUUAUGAUUAUUUAUUUAUUUGCUUUAUUAACUAUAAACUGGCGGAGAACCGUACGGGACUAGCCUCACUUUCCUUGCCUUUCACUAAAUGUGUGGUUUCUUAGAGUUCUCUCGCUCUCCUUCCAGUGCCCUUUUGUUUUGUUCAUUCGCAUCCUGAAAACGUCAGACGGUUUAAACACUUUGGACUUGAGCUUCACAGAGCCACAUAUCUGUACUUGUUGUUGACUGAGUUGCAUGUGUGUAAUUUACCAAGUAAAGUUUGUGUCUUUUAUCAAUGUGCUGUCUGGAUGAUCUACUGUAUGUCUCACUGCAAAUAAAACUGCUUAGACCAUA